Molecule: messenger RNA, 6098 nt
Organism: Zootoca vivipara (common lizard)
Lineage: Eukaryota; Metazoa; Chordata; Lepidosauria; Squamata; Lacertidae
Product: interleukin-36 alpha
Biological process (GO): cytokine-mediated signaling pathway; positive regulation of gene expression; inflammatory response to antigenic stimulus
Molecular function (GO): cytokine activity
Source: RefSeq, a predicted model, not a curated record
CGCCUCUGUGCAUGCCCGGGCAUGCGCAGAACCGGUUUUCGGUGCCGCUCUGCCCAUGUAUGGGCACCGGAAAUUGCUUCUGCGCAUGUCCGGGCAUGCGCAGAAGAGAUUUCCGGUGCCCAGACAUGCGGACACGGGCAGCCUGGCACCAGAAGUCACUCCUGCGCAUGUCUGGACAUGUGCAGAACCGAUUUCUGGUGCCCCGGACAUGGGCAGAGCCGGCACCAGAAAUCGGGCAUGCGCAGAGGCGAUUUCUGGCAGCACUUGGCAAGUGAUCCCUUAUUUUUAAAUCCUAAAGUUGACAGCUAUGCUUGACUGACUGUCUCCAGGUACCGUGGUUGUCUGCAAUGGAUUCCCAGUAUCGAUGUUGUCAGCCUUCAUGGCACGUUUUCAGUCAUCUUCAUAAUGCAGUUGGUCUGCCAAUUGAACACCAGGCUUGGAUUAAAAGCUCUCCCAGGAAGCUGUCUAAAACCCUGCUAGUAAACUUGUUAGGUUACUCACAUGUGAUGAUUCUGAAUGCCAUAAUCAAGGUUCAAAAAUCCUUAGGUAGUAUAAGGUGAAGCCUCAGACAAUGGUUGCAGGCUUAAAAAAAAGAAAUAUCUAGAUGGGAUGGUGCCUUACAGUUAGACUGUUAAAGCAUGGCAUUACAGCUCUAUGCAGCUUGGAGACCCUUCCUCUAAUUUCUCUAGUGUGAAAGUUUUCCAAAGUUAGUGGUGAAAGAAAAGCACUCUGCACAUGCUUAAAGGCAGCUUCUUCUAUUCUUAAUUUGCAUUAGGAAUACAAAUACAGAGAUGCCAGGUUGUGCCUUGGUGAAUCCAGAUGAAAGUUAAACCUUGCUUCUAUACCUUCUCCUGGAGUACUGCCAAAAUACUCUGUUUCCAUUUCAACCAUGAAGGCAAAGAUGAAAUCACUCCCACACAGCCAAGGCACAAGAGCUGGAAAGUUACCAGCUACUGAGUGAGGAAAUGGGAAAUACCUUUUGCAAUUUCACAAUAGUGUGAUUCCCCCUGGUCAUUUUAAUAUUUGGUGUUGGCGGGUUUUGGUGUUGAUAACCACAAAUACGUAGGGUCAACACCUACAGUUUUGUCCAGAAAUAUUUAUUAGGUCCCAAAUCUAACAAAAUAGUGUGUUACAAAAAGCAGUGGGCGGGAAGAGGAGGAGGAAACAACAACGGAAGGUACAGAUAUUAGGCGGAUAUUAUAGGGAUGAACCAACGUUUAGAAUUAAUCCAAAAAUGGAGGCUGCAUACUGAAUUAGUUUCUGCUAAUUAGGUCUCAGGUUACACCAAAGAUUCUGCAAUAAAUGACUGUUCCUCAUUUAUUAAAAUGAAACAAUAGAAUGUAAGAAGAGGCUGCUGGGUCAAGCUAGUAGGUGAUCUAGCCCAGCAUUGCGUUCCCACAGCUGCUAGCCAGAUGCCAUGGGGAAGCACACAAGGAGGACCUAAGCACAUUAAUGAUCUCCCUAGUCCCCAGCAAAUGUUAUUCAGGUACUGAGGAAGCAAAGGAAUGAUUGUGUUGUAAUCAAAGGACUCUUCAUAAUGUUCAGGGAGUGGUUUAUGAAUAUUCAUUCUUAGCAUUCUAAGUAGGAUCGGAGGCAACCUUUCCAAGAAGUACUUUCAAGGUAGUUAGUUUUAAUGUCAUUUUCGAGUGUGCAAGAUGCACUUGCUUGGACACGAGAUGCAUAAUGCCCAAUGUGCUACCAUUUGUUAAGCUGAGCACAAGAGCUUGUUCUUGUUCUUGUGGUUGGUGCAGACUAUGAGCCCAGCAAACGUCAGCCUCACCCCCAACGUAUUAACUGUUGACCAGAGUAGAUUUGGGAGAGAGGAAAAAGUGGGGAUAAGUGUUUGGAGAAGGGUGGAAUGGAGUAUUCCUUCAGGGAGUUGAUAGCAUAAGGAAGUUUCAAGCUUUCGUCUCUGGAAUUUUGGAUUCCUUACUUUGUAAAAGUUGGCGCCAGGCUGCUAGCAAUUAAUGCUGGAGAUCAAAGCAGCCAAAUGAAUGAGGAAGCAACAGCAUUUAAUUGAGAUGGUGGACGAGGCUUGUUGGUCAAUCUCAAUCAAUUAAAACACUCAGCAGCCAAGUCUUCCUAGUUCUUUUAGCAACGCAAGUGUGAAACUUGGUGUCACAUCCUGUAUGACUUAUGCAAGCAGCAUUGCAGAAUGAUCUGCCUUCUCUUUUCUCUCAAAUGUUUUACCUUGUUCAGAAGUACUUCUAUCAUUGAACUUCAAACAAACAAAAAGCAGAUGGAAAUCCAACUAGGCAUUUCCCAAAGAGCCUAUGGAGUUUUGUGCAGCUGAUAGACCUGAAAAACUGGUUAAAUUAGUAUUUCAUGUGCUAAGAAUCUGACAUGUAAAUUAGCAUGAAGCAUGCAAACCACACCUACCAGCCUCACUGAGCAGCAAUAAAAUGCUGUGCAAAUCCCAGGGGAGAGCAGAGAGAGAAGGAUCUCUCCCAAGGCACGGGACUUUAUCACAUCAGCGCAGCUCCCCCUACAGAAAUCUGAACUUCAUAUAGUCUGAACCUCAACCACUCCUCAAGAAGAAUUGGAGGAAAAGGGAGAGGUUGAAAUGAUGAAGCCCCACAAAACCGUACAACAGGAAAUGGACGAUUUAUUCAAUCAUUUUAAGAAGCCACGUCCAGGUACGGUUGUGAACGAGAAAUUACCAAGUCCCUGGUACUUCAAAAUUUGGGAUAUUAAUCAGAAGUACCUCUUGUUAGUGGGUGACCGGCUGCUCUCAGCGCCCAGAAAUUCCAACUCACCAGCGGGGUUAAUUGCUGUGGUCCCAAAUGAAGCCAUUGGGAAAAAAGAUGAAAGAACAUCCGCCAUCUUUAUGGGUAAUGAAAAUGGGCAACUUACUUUGUCCUGUGAGGAAGUUGGUGGUCAACCUCAGCUAAAGUUAAUGGGAGAAAAUAUUAUGGAUCUAUAUAACAAAAAACAGGAAUUCAAGAACUUCAGUUUCCUCUGCAAGACUGCCAGCGGCAAGGAGACCGGCAGCUUUGAAUCUGUAGCAUUCCCAGGAUGGUUUCUUAGCACUUCACCAGAGCCAAACAAGCCUAUUGGUUUGAGCCAGCAAGGAGGUGCUGAGAUCACUGAAUUUUUCAUGGAAAAAACAAAUUAAGGGGCGGGAGGUGCUGUUGUCAUGCUAUAGACCCUGUAUAGGUGGUGUGGUAGAAUGAAGUCCUGUGGAGAUAUAAUUUUCCCAGCCUUAAGUUCAAUACCCCACAUUUUCAUGCCUGCUUUACAUUUUUUUAAAGUCCUACUGAAAAUUCUUUAGCAUUUUAUGCAUUUCCCCCCCUACUAUACACAUUUAAUGCUACUUUGCAUAUUUUUUUUGCAAAUCAUUUCACCUCAAUACACGGAAUUUUUUGUGUCAUUUUUCACUAGCAUAUGCAAUUUUCUGCACACUUUAACUCUAGCAUGUGCCUUUUUGUACACAUGACUUGGCUGGGGAAACUGCAGUGCAAAAUUCAGAAAGGCAAAUUUGGAAGGAUGACGGUGUUUCAAUUUAUGCAUUGUUUCCGAAAGAGUGAAUUAUUUAUGUGAAAUAAAAUGAUCUUAUACCCCUUUAAAUGUGUUUGUGGAAGGAGGAAGGGUUUUUUGGGUUUUGGUUCUUUUUUAAAUUAUGUAGUUUGUGUUUUUAUCCUGCAUUUUUAUUUUGUGAACCACCCUGAGAUCUACAGAUAAAGGAUGGUAUACACAUUUAAUAAAUCAUUCAAAUGGAUUGGAUUGAAUUUGUCUGACAUCCCUACCUACAACAACCCUAUGAAACAAGUGAGACUGGGAAAUGGUGACUGACUGGCCAUAGGGCACCCUGCCAACUUAAUGGCUGAACAGGUACAGUCGUACCUUGGUUCUUGAAUGCCUUGUGACUCGAACAUUUUGGCUCCCAAAUGCUGCAAACUCAGAAGUGAGUGUUCCAUUUUGUGAAUGUUUUUUUGAAGCCAAAUGUCCGACGCAGUUUCCACAGCUUCUGAUUGAGUGCAGGAAGCUCCUGCAGCCUAUCAGAAGCCGCACCUUGGUUUUCAAACGUUUUGGAAAUCGAACGGAUUUCCGGAAUGGAUUCCGUUCGAGAACCAAGGUAUGACUGUAUUUGAACCUCCUACCACACUGACUCCAAGUUUACAACUUGUAAAAAUCUGCAAAGGAGUUUUUCAACCAAUUCUCUCCAAUACUAGCCAUAUAAAAAUUUAUGCUCUAAAAAUUUUGUAAGAUGCUUAGAGACUCCUUUGGGGCACGUGACAUUAUCAUAACAUGAGCCCCACUUUGGGCAAAAGAUUACUGCAUUGCAGGGGAUUGGACUAGAAGACCCUUAAAGUUCCUCCCAACUCUACAAUUCUACGAUUCUAUGAUAACCGCACCGGAUCUCCCAAAUUUAUAGCUUGUAAAAUAGGUAUUCCAAUCGGAAUGGAAGUUUUCAUUCUUCCAGAACACAAACACUGCUCCUGAUUUUCAUCAUUGUAGGUGUCAUAGUCUUAGAUAUCAAGGAACAUAGCUCAACCCCUGUGAAAUGGUCCAUAUGUGUAGCAUCUUCUGUUUCCCAGUACAAGAGCCCAUGUACUAGUGGAUGGCAGAGUUCAAAGGAAUCCAAUGCAACAACUGUGCGACUGGAAGCUUGUUGCACAACAGCAGAUCUUGCUACAAAAUCUGUUGCACAACCAUCUUUGGUAAUGUCCUUGUGUUUUCCCUUGCAAAACCGAUAUAUCGCCGUUGCCCCUGGUCACGCAAAAAAGGAUUGCUUUGUUCUUUUCACACAUCUUUAAAAGUGACAAGGUGGGUGAGGGAAGGUGAAACUGAAGCAACUUCCUUUUUAAAUUUGAAACAUUUCCAUUCACACCCACCCACACCCUCUUCAUUCCUGAGAGGGGCAUGUCACUAACUAUUGGUGCGAUGCACAAUUGAUGAAAUAAACGGGUGGCAGCAUUAGCUCAGAAACACGAGAGGCUGCAGAUCUCUCCUUUUUAUUGCAGUAACCAUAGAGGCCUUCGUCACAAUAGAAUUCAAAUUGCUCUGCCCUGUGAUAAAUGAACCUGGGCAAAUGCAGCAGUGGAGGACAGGAGGGAAGAGUUGACAGUCUCUGGGGAUCUGAAAGAGCAGAAAAGGAAGGGGACCUUGGCAGAAAUUCUGUGCUUUCCAGGUCUGCAAACUACGGAGAUGAAGGGUGAGUCCAGCGCUACAGUGAAAUGAAUUGUUCAGAAUGAAGAAGAGCACCUGAGCACUGCUUUUUGUUUUGUUUCUAUUUUAAAUAUGGCACAGUGGAGCUAGACUGAUCCUUGUAGUUAGCUACAGAGGUGUAGCAUGGGUUGCCGGGGCAGAGCAAGUGUUGCGCCUCCCUAGUGAACUGGGGAGCUGGGGUGGAGGCAUGCGCCGGGAGGCUACAUGGAGCCUAUGAAGCACAUGACUGCUGCUGCUGGUGGUUGUGGUAGUGGCUGCGCGCACCUUUUCGGCUUGGCAGCUCCACCACCUUCUGGCUCGGCCAGCCCAGGGGUGAGGCAUGCAGGUGUACCACCUUGUUGCACCCCUAUCAGAAUUUUGCACCCAGGGUCACUGCCCCUCUGCCCCCUCCCCAUGCUAUGCCACUGGUUAGCUGUUACUGACCACUAAGCCAGCAUGUCCUUGUCUCAUAUCGCAGCCUAGAAGGAGCAAGCCUUGUGGCAGGAAUGUAACGUAUAAAGUGCUAAUGGUAGCCUGGGAUGAAACUCUCCUCCCUGCAUCUGUUUGGUGUUUUAGAUUUCUUACUCAUCAUGGAUUGCUUAUAAUUUGACACUGUCUCAUCUUAUAUCUCCCAAUUCCCAUCACCCCUGACCACUGGCCACAGAAGCAGUUUUAGGUUCGGUCACACUGGGUGUCAGCACCACAAGGGGCGCUGCAACAAUGAUGUAAAAUGGAGUGCUGGGGAGGGGCACCUAAUUUUAAAGUCACACAGGGCGCCGCUGAAAGUUGAGUCCUCCACUGCUGGCAAUGCUGAACAUAAGAGUGUUAGGAUUUCAUAGUAGAUUCUGUUCCACCUUAAACAGGAACAGGCUUGGACAGGGGUCCCCAGACUAUGGCCUGCGGGCCAGGUGCAGCCCAAUUGGCCUCCCAAUCCGGCCCGCGACAACCCC